AUGUUCUUGAUAGUCCAGGUUUCAGCUGUGGAGGUAUACACGCCGCAAGACUUUGUUGUGGAGAAUGGGACUGAAGCAAAGCUUCCAUGCACUUUUACUUCCACAGAAGUGAUCAGCAGUUUAGCUUCUGUCGCCUGGAGUUUCCAAGGCGAGGGAUCAUCAUCUCUUGUCUCGUUCUUCUAUUAUUCCAAUGGAAAAGCAUAUCCUGGGAAGAAAACACAAUUUGAUGACAGAAGCAGCUGGGCUGGAGACCUUAACAGAAAAGAUGCAUCAAUCACUAUAGCAAACAUGCAAUUUCAGGACAAUGGAACCUAUAUUUGUGAUGUAAAAAACCCUCCAGAUAUAGUUGUUACACCAGGAAAAAUCAAAGUCAGGGUUAUGGAGAAAGGUAACUUGACUGUAUUUCCUCUUCCCCUUGUGUUAGGGGUAACCGGUGCUGGCAUUCUAAUUUUAAUUUUCAUCAUCAUGCUUAUUGUGUGUGUUAUGAUCAGAAAGAAGAAUUCCAAAAAGCAUUAUUCUGGCUGCAGUACCUCUGAGAGCUUGAUGUCUCCAGUUAAGCAGGCUCCACGGAAGUCCCCCUCCGACACAGAGGUUUUGGUAAACAGCGUGCCCAUCCGAUCUCAUCAGGGACCAGUAAUUUAUGCACAGUUAGAUCACUCUGGAGGGCAUUGCAGUGACAAAAUCAACAAAUCAGAGUCCGUGGUCUAUGCUGACAUUCGGAAGAACUGAGGAGAUUACAACCUAUCCAAAGCUUAACAAAAGUUCAAACUGGAAUUGCUUGAAGAAAAUUGACCCAGAGAACUCAUAUGUGGCCUUUGAUGCCUAGGCUAAGACCAAUGCAUGUGCAUACAGAGAGAAAGAGAUUAUAUAUGAACUGUGUGUAAAUAGUCUAUUUAAUCAUACAGAAAUGAGAGCAAUGUUGCAUGUUAAAAUAUGAUGAUAAUUCUGCUUAUAAAUGGCCAAAUAGUUCAUUAUAUAUUUAGGAAAAGGGGGGAAAACAAACAUUCAUGUUACAUCUUUAGGCAAUUUGUCAAUUGUUAUAUGGAAAAACUGGAAAUACUUGGAUAUGCUAAUGGAAUUGGUACCUUUUUAUGUUACUUUUGAAAUGGACACAAGAACUACUUCUGCAUGAUUUCUCUUAAUUAAUAUUUUUGCAUUUUUUU
Molecule: messenger RNA, 1163 nt
Organism: Protobothrops mucrosquamatus (brown spotted pit viper)
Lineage: Eukaryota; Metazoa; Chordata; Lepidosauria; Squamata; Viperidae
Product: myelin protein zero-like protein 1
Exons: 5
Coding region: 1-729 (242 amino acids)
Cellular component (GO): membrane; cell surface; focal adhesion
Source: RefSeq, a predicted model, not a curated record